Messenger RNA from Exophiala viscosa, 2201 nucleotides. RefSeq lists its product as uncharacterized. NCBI's taxonomy places the organism in Eukaryota, Fungi, Ascomycota, Eurotiomycetes, Chaetothyriales, Herpotrichiellaceae. The record is from RefSeq and is a predicted model, not a curated record. Bases 418 to 1764 code for a protein of 448 amino acids. The transcript has 2 exons. Gene Ontology annotation, molecular function: chromatin binding.
AUCAAGUCAUCAUUUCCCAUAUUUCUCGACACCAGCCGCUUUGCCGGCUGCACCUCACUGCUCACUAAGUGCUUAGCAGCCACCGUUGUUCGACACAAACCCUCCACGCCGAGUUUCAGAGUUUGCUCUUGUUGAUCAUCGUCAUCGUUGCUUCAUUUGAACUUGUCCAUAUCGUCGUUGUCUUUCUCGCUCCAUAUUCGAAAGGCUACUUUUGUACUUGUUAUCAUAAGGCCAGGGUCAAUCCGAAUCGCAGGCAACGCGACGUCAACCUUAUCUGCUCUCUUCGUCUGAUCACACUACGGCGAGUUCCCGUCGCGUUGCGAAAUUUUCGACCUUCACCUGCGGAUGUCCUUCCAAACCGUCUCGAGUGUCGCGUUCCUCUAAUUAGCGCGCGCGCAGAAGAUUCGACGCGAACCGAUGGCGUCGGCGGCAGCUACGGCAGAUUCAUACCCGUCAAACAUGCCGUUAACCCCUCGCGAAAGUGACAACGAAGAGCAAGGCGAACAGUCGCAUACAAACGGGCGCAAACGCAGCGCCAGUGAAAUGGAAGAUGAGGCCGGACCGAGUAAACAAUCAAGGACUAGCGAGGGCGAGCGCGACGUUCCCGAAACCAUUGAAGCAGAAGUCAGCUCGGAUUUUUUCAUUGAUUGUCCGUACCGUCCUAAGCGCGUCAAGGCCGGCAAACACAGAGCGUCUGCGGUCGACGACGUCCAUAUUAGCCAGGACGCUCCAUCGUUGGCACCGCAACUUAAGAUCAACUAUGCAGUGAGACCCGGGUCGAAAUGGGCCAAGCUAGGGAAAUUCAAAAAUGCUAAAUUCAAGGACCCCUUCGUCGUGGUAUACUCGGCCGGCCAAAUUGUUUAUGUUAACCGCCACAACCCCAUACCUCCGUCUCCUCCGGCUGACGCAACCGAAGACGAGAAGUUACAAUAUGACAAGGAGAAUCUCUGGGUCGGAUUGAUCACAGAAUUCAGAGCAGAAAACCAGGAAAAGGUUUACGUCCGAGUAUUCUGGCUAUACUGGCCUGAAGAAUUACCCAUGGGCCGACAGCCCUAUCACGGAAAACGGGAGCUAGUUUUGAGCAACCAUGUGGAUAUUAUUGAAGCGCAGACGAUUGCCAGUCAUGCCGAAAUCAGUCAAUGGGAUGAGAAUGACGACUCGAAUAAGACGGUUCUCCAGGAGCGGUACUGGCGACAAACGCUGGACCUGACGAAACUAUCGGCUGAUCCGAACACGGCACUGAGCAAGCUUAGGACGUUUUGCAUAUGUGGCGGCUACGACAACCCGAAUGUGGAUAUGUACCAGUGUCAUACAGUUGGAUGUGGCAUGUGGAAUCAUGAAGCAUGUCUGACCAAGGCCAUCGAAGAACGAGCCUGGGAGAAGUUCAAAAAGGGUGCACUUACCAACGAGGUACAAGAGAAGGACGAGUCGAAAGGUCUGGUUCAGAAAAUGGGAGAGACUAUAGCAAAUGUCGUCCACAGGUUUGGAGCAGAUGGUGUCCACGCAACAAAAGCCCCUUUGGAGACGGUGGCCGUAAGCAAGGGCAACAAGAAGCUCAAAGCAUCGUCUGGCGGCAAGAAGCCGUGGACGGGCAAGCUGGAGGGCAAAAUCAACAAGGUGCAAAGAGAAGGAGAAGACGAUACACAUUAUGCGACGGUGACUCAGUACGUUGCGACGUCGAGCAGCAAAUCGUCGGCUGGGUUCGAACCAAAAAUCUGGCAGAUGAAGAUGAGUUGUCUGAAUUGUGGCCAGGCUUUGAAUUAGCAGUUGACCUGAUACAACGGGGUCUCUUUUGUUGUUAUUCUGCGGAUGAAAGUGACACGGCCUUUUUUCUUUCAUGGCAUCAUUGGGAGUUGAUUACUGAUCGCACAGAGUGUUGCUGAAACAUUGACAGAAACACGGGGGUACACGUCUGAUAGCGUUGACAUUUCCGAGGCCUUUCGCAAACGUGUAUAUGAGGUGGCAGCAGGGUAGCAUGGCAUGGAUGAUAUACCUGUAGUUCAAAUCUCGUAUGUUGUUGGAGGAUCGAUACCCAACAAUUCAGAACAAUGAUGGUAUCAGCAUCUCUUCAUCAAAAUCUCUAUCCAUCGAUGCCUAUGAAGGCCACGUGAUGCUACACGUGACACGGCCCCGGCGUGAGAUGAAGCCGGAACUUUGUGGUGUUGAUGAGUGGACGGUUCCCAAACGACUAAUAGAACCGA